AUGGCAGCAACAGCAUCUCUCAACGCCGUGCUUCUGGUAUCGUGUUAUUGCAGUGCAGCGCAAGGCCUUUGCCUCGGUGCGAAUCCAGCAGGUUGGCAAAGAAAACAACACUCCUGGCCGAACCAGCAGGGGGUGCGCCAACAUCAACAGCCACAGCAGCUUCACCAUCAUCUACUAUACGCCCGCAACCGCCGACGCGCUGCUUUACCCCUUGCUGCCGCCUCCGACGGCAGUAGUAGAAGCAACAGCGAAAGCAGUAGACCUGAGACGACGGCAGGGUUCGGGUCCCGAGCAAGCCGUCGUAGCAAGAAAGGUAGAAUAAACAAGAAUACCGACAGCAAGGGUGGGCUCGCUACCGCUGCUCCAGCAGUCGUUUUGUUGAAACGAUCGAGUCGGUGGGCGUGCGUGAAGAACUGUGGGGCCUGCUGCUACCUCGCCCCAGAUGAGAGGCCGGACUUGGCGGAAUAUCUCCCAGACCCGGAGGAAUUUGACUUGUACAUGUCCAUGACGGGCGGCGACGGCUGGUGCAAGCACUUCGACAAGGAGAGCAGGGCGUGCACCGUCUACAGCGAUCGCCCGCGCUUCUGCCGAGUGGAGAUGGAGACGUUCGGGAGCAUGUACGGGGUGGAACCCGAGGACAUGGACGACUUUUGCUCGUCGUGCUGCACCGAGCAAAUAAGUGACGUUUACGGAGCAGAGAGCAAGGAGUUGCGGGUUUUCAACGAGGCCCUCGCGGCGCUUGAGAGAGGGGAGCGGCCAAAGCCAGACCUGAGCGCGUUUGGCGGUGACCUUAGGGGACAGGGAGAGGGGCAAAUUCGAGACUGGGGCCUGGAGGAUGAUAGAUAGCGGGUGCAAAUAUGACACGUGUUCGCUUCCUCUGCGCACGGAAAGGAAAUUUGCAUGCACGGGGCCACCAUCGGCUUCUGUCUUUCGCAUUGACCUUUCCAAAGGGGGCUUUGUCCCCUGAAGGUGUUCUUUUUCGGCCUAUGCAUCUUCAAACGUAAAAAUACCGAGGGUACAAGGUUGUCUUCGCGUGAGGCUUUCAUCUUGUCCGCUUUUGAACCGCGCCACUCGCGGUGAAUCUUAGAGGGUCUUCCGUGAGUAUUCGCGAAACACUGUACACUGUUAUGUAUCGCCUGUAGGGUUAUGUUACUCUGUGAGACCUAGACCUAUCCACAAGAUGAACAAG
Messenger RNA from Ectocarpus sp. CCAP 1310/34, 1189 nucleotides. Lineage: Eukaryota; Phaeophyceae; Ectocarpales; Ectocarpaceae. The record is from the annotation of a GenBank genome assembly.